Molecule: messenger RNA, 495 nt
Organism: Glycine soja
Lineage: Eukaryota; Viridiplantae; Streptophyta; Magnoliopsida; Fabales; Fabaceae
Exons: 2
Coding region: 1-495 (164 amino acids)
Source: RefSeq, a predicted model, not a curated record
AUGGCUGGAUGGAAUGAUUGUGCGAUAGCUGAUGCUCUCCAAGCCUUGGCUCAGGCUUUGGGGAAUCAGAAUAAGGGAGAAGCUGUUGGAGCUGCUGAGUACCAAGGGUUGAACCACUUCCAACAAAACAAUCCCCCUGGUUUCAAUGGAGGAUACAACCCUGAUAGUGCUCAGAAUUGGAUAAGGGAGAUCGAGAAAAUCUUCCAAUGGGAGAAUACUCGUCAAUGCUUAGAGGUUGAAGGUCAAGUUGUGACCUGGGAAGUCUUCAAGAGGGUAUUUCUGGAGAAAUACUUUCUUGAGGAUGUUAGGAACAAGAAGGAGAUGGAGUUCUUGGAGCUCAAGCAGGGAAACAUGACUGUGGCUAAAUAUGUAGCCAAGUUUGAAGAGUUGGUGAGGUACUUUCCCCAUUAUCAAGGAAGAGAUGGCGAAAGUUCAAAAUGUGUGAAGUUUCUGAACGACUUGCAACUUGAAGUGAAGCAAGUCGUGAAUUACUAA